This is a messenger RNA of Neodiprion fabricii, 1038 nucleotides long. RefSeq names its product 39S ribosomal protein L43, mitochondrial (gene mRpL43). Bases 378 to 938 code for a protein of 186 amino acids. The transcript is spliced from 6 exons. Gene Ontology annotation, biological process: mitochondrial translation. Lineage: Eukaryota; Metazoa; Arthropoda; Insecta; Hymenoptera; Diprionidae. Gene Ontology annotation, molecular function: structural constituent of ribosome. Gene Ontology annotation, cellular component: mitochondrial large ribosomal subunit. The record is from RefSeq and is a predicted model, not a curated record.
UGUGAGCAGUGCCAAGGAAAACACGUGUUUCAGAUCCGCAAACCAGAUUGUAUAUAAUUUAGGCAAUUCGCGUUAUUUGAUUGAUGCAUUCCAAUCAAACUAAAAAUCAGUGAUAAAUACACUAAUUGCAAACGUGUGUCUGAAGUGAAAAUAAUGAUUAUUGAAAUUACAACAGCCUGGAAAUAUUGAAGGUGAAUAGCUCUUUAUACUCUAAGGAGUAGCUCUGUCUCUAUCCUAGGGAGUUUUGAGCGCCGCCAUCUAAUUUCGGAACACACUCACAAUCUCCAGUCAUGGCAAUUUGCUGCGAUAAAUACGCUCUGCAUUACCGAGUGCUUUCGUGACGCAUUACAGGGUGCAGACGAAAAUACCGGUUAAAAAUGUCGAAUUCGCAUUUAUUUAUGAAAACGGGGUUUCCCCGUGCAGCAUUGAACAAUGGUAUUGGACGUUACGUGUGUCAACUGCAACGUGUUACAAUAAAAUUCUGCAAAAGCAAUGGAUCGAGCCGUGGAGUGCGAGAUUUCCUCGAACACGAUCUUGUAAAUUUCGCCAAGGAGAAUCCGGGAAUCGUCGUAUACGUAAAACCUCGGAGGCAUAGGACACCUGCUCUGAGUGCUGAAUACCUAAAUGGAGAAAAGCAGUUGCUAUUCUGCAGAAAUUAUACACGGGAGGAAGUUAACAAAUGGUUGGGGUUACUGCGAUCGCAAGUACGUGACACUUCGGCUAUAAGACUUAGGAAAAUGUGGCACACGGAUAAUCCUUCCAUCCAGGGACCUUGGACACCUUGGACAUUUAGAGACCCUGCUCAGAAUCUGGUUGAAUUUCCCGAUCCCAAGUUAUUCAAGAUGGAGACCGAACAACAAACAGCCACAGAAAAGUUACUGGAGAUAUUUAAAGCUCAACAAGAAGCUGAAAGAAAAAGAGCGAAUGAAACGGGAUAGUUUUUUAAUAUAUGAACUGUACAACAUUAACUUUAGAUAUCAUAAGUAUCGUAGGUGAAGAAAUUUAAAAGAAAUAAAUAAAUGUCACGUCGGUAGCGGA